AUUUUCUUUGAUAAGAUUUAAAUAAUGCUUUCAAUGCAGGUCAAACUGUUUGUUUAGUUAUUUAGCAACACAAUCUAAACAAACGAAGGAGUUUUCUGUUUUCAUUACAAAACACGUAGAGAGUUCAGAGGUCCUGGCACAUUGAAGCUAACCUCUCUAACGCAUAUACUCAUCGUACAAGAGAAGAAUCAAUUCAGCGAGCAACAUGGGUCCUAAACUACACGGAGACUUCCUUUCCCAGCCUUGUCGAGCACUGGCUUUAAUGAUGAAAGCAAAUAAUAUCGCCUAUGACUUUGUCUCAAUACCUCUGCUACCAUUUUCUGACAGAAGCUGUCAACCAGAGGGGAAUGCCGCAGCUGUUAAUCCAUUUAAAUGGGUACCUACUCUCGAAGUUGAAGGCGAUGGAUGCAUCUGGGAGAGCUCGGCCGCUUUGCAAUACCUGGCUGAGAUGGAUGGUGUACCUGAACACUGGUACCCCAGAAGUGGGAGGGGAAGAAUCAUGGUGAACACAUACUUAGCCUCUCAUGGAACAGACACAAGAAAACAUGCAACAGGGUUCUUUAUCAGGAAGUUUGCUGGGCCAGCAUUCUUCAAGAUGACUUUCACAGAGGACCAGGUUAAGGAAAUGUGUGAUGGAUUUGAGAAACUGCUUGACAAACUGGAGACAAUCUGGUUGAAGGAUACGCCCUUUAUCGCAGGAAAUGACAUCUCAAUUGCUGAUAUACACCUCAUCACAGAACUUUCUCAGGUUGGAACAAGUGGCUAUGACAUGGUCAAGAACAGACCUAAGUUGGCGGCUUGGAUGAACAGCACCAAGGAAAAACUUCAGCCACAUUUUGAUGAAAUAUGCAGCAAACCUCUGGCUAGUUUCGCGGACGGAUUGAAGGCUUUCAAGGAAUCAAAAUAACAUUAAUCUUCUACGCAUAUGUUUUCCCCCUCACUAGACGCAAAGAUAAUACUUGUACUGUAUCAUAAAAAGAUGAAAAUAAAUAUUUCAAAAAACAAAAUUGUAAUACACUUAUAUUUGUAGAAAAAGAAGAGAGUGAACAUGGUCUUAGAGACAUAAUUUUUCAACCUAUUGAUCUAUUCUGACUUACC
Messenger RNA from Owenia fusiformis, 1098 nucleotides. Lineage: Eukaryota; Metazoa; Annelida; Polychaeta; Sabellida; Oweniidae. The record is from the annotation of a GenBank genome assembly.